Cinclus cinclus is the source of this 1317-nucleotide messenger RNA. Its product is annotated as endothelin receptor type B-like. Gene Ontology annotation, molecular function: endothelin receptor activity. Gene Ontology annotation, cellular component: membrane. Gene Ontology annotation, biological process: G protein-coupled receptor signaling pathway; vasoconstriction; enteric nervous system development. Lineage: Eukaryota; Metazoa; Chordata; Aves; Passeriformes; Cinclidae. Bases 1 to 1317 code for a protein of 438 amino acids. The transcript has 7 exons. The record is from RefSeq and is a predicted model, not a curated record.
AUGAGGACUCCUGCCCCCAGCUCCUCAGCGGGACCAGCCCCAGCCCUGGCCAUUCUCCUGAGCUGCCUCUUCUCAGGGACACGCAGCCAGACCCCAGGAUCCUUCCAGGACAGCACCGUGCCCUUGGAGGUGCUCGGCCAGGAGCAUCCCUCCAGCCUGCUGCAGCCUGGCUUCCUCCAGGGCGUGCCAGUGUCCAACCUGUCAGAGAUCCCCUCCUCGGAGCCACCCCUGCUGCCCGUGUGCGCCCGGCCCGCCGACAUCCGCCACGUCUUCAAGUACAUCAACACCAUCGUGUCCUGCAGCAUCUUCAUCGUGGGCAUCAUCGGCAACUCCACGCUGCUGCGCAUCAUCUACAAGAACAAGUGCAUGAGGAACGGGCCCAACGUCCUCAUCGCCAGCCUGGCCCUGGGGGACCUGCUCUACAUCCUCAUCGCCCUGCCCAUCAACGUCUACAAGCUCCUGGCCAAGGACUGGCCCUUCGGAGUGCAGGUCUGCAAGCUGGUGCCCUUCAUCCAGAAAGCCUCUGUGGGCAUCACGGUGCUCAGCCUCUGUGCCCUCAGCAUCGACAGGUACCGAGCCGUGGCGUCCUGGAGCCGGAUCCAGGGCAUUGGGAUCCCCAUGUGGAAGGCCGUGGAGGUGCUGCUGAUCUGGGCAGUGGCCAUCGUGCUGGCAGUGCCCGAGGCCAUCGCCUUCGACAUGGUGGAGUUGAGCUACUGGGAGCAGCACCUGUGGGUGUGCAUGCUGGCCUCGGAGCAGAAAUCCCGCUUCAUGAGGUUUUACCGGGAUGUGAAGGACUGGUGGCUUUUUGGCUUCUAUUUCUGCCUGCCCUUGGUGUGCACGGGCAUCUUCUACACCCUCAUGUCCUGUGAGAUGCUGAGCAAGAGGAAUGGGAUGAGGAUUGCCCUGAAUGACCACAUGAAACGGCGCAGGGAGGUGGCCAAGACCGUGUUCUGCCUGGUGGUGAUCUUCGCGCUCUGCUGGCUGCCCCUGCACCUCAGCCGCAUCCUCAAGAAGACAAUCUACGACCAGACAGACCCCAACCGCUGUGAGCUGCUCAGUUUCCUCCUGGUGAUGGAUUAUUUUGGGAUCAACAUGGCCUCCCUCAACUCCUGCAUCAACCCCGUGGCUCUGUACUUCGUCAGCCGGAAAUUCAAGAACUGCUUCCAGUCCUGCCUGUGCUGCUGGUGCCAGAGGCCAGCCCUGAGCAUCACCCCCACGGAUGAGAAGGGAUCUGUUGGGAAGUGGAAAGCCACGGGGCAGGAGCUGGGGCUGGACCGGAGCAGCUCCCGCCUGAGCAACAAGUACAGCUCUUCCUAA